GAGAGAAGCUGUCUCUGAACAGCCAGAGAAAACAGACGGAAACGACUAAUUAAAAGCCUUAUGAGAUCCAUUCGAACAUGAACUGGGGAUUUCUGGAGAAUGUGUUAAACGGAGUCAACAAGUAUUCGACAGUCGUGGGACGGGUUUGGCUCUCCAUCCUCUUUGUUUUCCGGAUCCUUGUGUUUGUUGCCGCUGCCGAGCAGGUGUGGAAGGAUGAGUUCAAUGACUUUGUGUGCAACACGCAGCAGCCAGGCUGCGAGCAGGUCUGCUUUGACCACUUCUUCCCUAUCUCUCAAGUGCGAUUAUGGGCCAUGCAGCUCAUCAUGGUGUCCACGCCUUCACUGCUCGUGGCGCUGCAUGUGGCGUACAGAGAGCACAGAGAGAAGAAACACAAGAGGAAGCUGUACCAGAACAAAGGCAGCAUAGACGGAGGGUUGCUGUUCACCUACAUUAUGAGUCUGGUUCUGAAAACUACCUUCGAGGUGGCCACUCUCCUCGCUUUCUAUUAUCUGUACAGUGGCUUCAACGUCCCUCGGUUACUGCAGUGUGACGAGAGCCCCUGUCCCAACACCGUGGACUGCUACAUCUCCAAAGCCACAGAGAAAAAGAUAUUUCUUUAUAUUAUGGGAUGCACAUCUAUUCUGUGCAUUGCACUGAACGUGGUGGAGAUGGUGUACAUUAUAUAUAAACAAUGUUGGAAAUGCUUCAGUAAGAGGUAUGUUCCUGUGAAUGAAAACUGCCACGGUCGACCUCCCUCUACGGUCAUUCUCACUUCACCCAUACUACAGCCGUUGUCCUCGUCGAAGGAGGGUGGGCUUCAUUCUGCUCCAGCUGCAAAGGAAAGUCCUAUACUUACCUCUGCAUGAAAUGCAGGCAGUUGGAUUUUUUCAACCCAGUC
Molecule: messenger RNA, 898 nt
Organism: Xyrauchen texanus (razorback sucker)
Lineage: Eukaryota; Metazoa; Chordata; Actinopteri; Cypriniformes; Catostomidae
Product: gap junction beta-7 protein-like
Exons: 2
Coding region: 78-866 (262 amino acids)
Biological process (GO): cell communication
Cellular component (GO): connexin complex
Source: RefSeq, a predicted model, not a curated record